Contarinia nasturtii (swede midge) is the source of this 1309-nucleotide messenger RNA. Its product is annotated as phosphate carrier protein, mitochondrial-like. Gene Ontology annotation, molecular function: phosphate transmembrane transporter activity. The transcript has 6 exons. Gene Ontology annotation, biological process: mitochondrial phosphate ion transmembrane transport. Gene Ontology annotation, cellular component: mitochondrial inner membrane. The record is from RefSeq and is a predicted model, not a curated record. The coding region runs from base 150 to 1217 and encodes 355 amino acids. Lineage: Eukaryota; Metazoa; Arthropoda; Insecta; Diptera; Cecidomyiidae.
CUUGUCGCAUUUGCAUUCAAUUCAGUUUUAUGUGCGGUGUUGUGACGAUCACACACAAUACAAAUUUUCGUCGUCAUAAAUAGAAAUUUUCGAAAGAAAAUUCUCGCCACUAAAUCCAUAAGGUUACAUAUUUAAAAAACAAAGUCAAGAUGUUUGCCUCCAUAAUGGAAUCCGCACGAAACUCAACAUUCAAAAAUCCGUUCGUAUCAACGGUAAACUGUGAAUCAGGCGAAUCACAAAAUUUGGUUGCUGGCCGAAAAAUUGCUGCCGCUUCCGCCGUUGCUGAAGGAGAUUCAUGUGAAUUUGGAUCAAUGCACUAUUUUUUGCUUUGCGGUGUGGGUGGUAUUAUCUCUUGUGGUUCAACUCAUACGAUGGUUGUCCCAUUGGAUUUAGUAAAGUGCCGCUUGCAAGUCGAUGCUGCUAAAUAUAAGUCAGUGUUCAACGGUUUCCGUGUAACAUUGGCUGAAGAGGGUAUAAAAGGUUUGUCUAAAGGCUGGGCCCCAACAUUCAUUGGAUAUUCAGCGCAAGGAUUGUGCAAAUUCGGUUUCUAUGAAGUGUUCAAAGUGUUAUACGGUGGCUUUUUGAAUGAAGAACAAGCUUAUCUCUAUCGUACUGGAUUGUAUUUGGCCGCUUCGGCCAGUGCCGAAUUCAUUGCCGACAUUGCACUUUCACCAAUGGAAGCUGCCAAAGUUCGUAUUCAAACACAACCCGGUUUUGCAAACACGUUGCGCGAAGCUUUGCCAAAAAUGUCCCAAUCCGAAGGUCUAAAUGCCUUCUACAAAGGUCUUGUUCCAUUAUGGUGCAGACAAAUUCCAUACACAAUGAUGAAAUUCGCUAGUUUUGAAAAAACGCUUGAAUUGCUCUAUCAAUUUGUUGUACCAAAACCAAGAGCAGACUGUACAAAAGGCGAACAAUUGAUUGUCACUUUUGCUGCUGGUUACAUUGCUGGUGUAUUCUGUGCUAUUGUUUCACAUCCAGCCGAUACAGUCGUUUCAAAAUUGAACCAAGCUAAAAAAGGUCAAUCCGCUAUGGAUGUCGCCAAAGCAUUGGGAUGGUCUGGAUUAUGGGCUGGCUUGAUUCCUCGUAUUGUUAUGAUUGGUACAUUGACCGCCGCUCAAUGGUUCAUCUAUGAUGCAGUUAAGGUUGUUUUGAGAAUGCCACGACCACCACCAGCUGAGAUGCCGGAAUCACUCAAAAAGAAGUUGGGCGUCCAAUAAAUUGAUCAACACAUUGAAUGUACAGAUUUAAAUAAAAAAAAAAACAAUUAGAUGUUAAUUUGAAAAUGUCAAUAAAACAUACCUAAUGAGAA